AGAGGGAAUUUUUUCUCUAUUGCAACCAGGUGCGUUGAAAUCUGCACAACAACGGAAAUUGAUCUCUGUCCACACCUACUGAAGUUAGACUUUUGUGGAUUCUUUUGUUUUAUUUCUAGGUAUAACCACGUUCGUUCUGUCAAGAAUUAUUAUUUUAACGAUAAUACUAACAAUCGUUAAUAAAACAUGUCAACUUACGGACAACUGUGUAUUUGGAUUGCGAUUUUAACCAUUCUGUCAACAUGUUUUGAUGAUGGAGUUAAUGCCUCUCCAUUUAAAAAUCAUGGAGACAGAAGCUCUUAUGAAAAUAGUGCUUAUAAUAAUGGACCUUCAUCUUCUCAAGGAAGAGGAAGUUACAGUAAUUAUAACAGAGAAACUGAUGUUCACACAUAUAAUAAUAAACAAGGUGGAUUUAAUGGCGGUUUUAUCUAUCCUGCUAAGGACUCCAAUCGAGGUGAUAGAAGUUCACAAUACGACUCAGGACGUAUGUCAGUAGAUAGUUCACGAUACGGCUCAGGACGUAUGUCAGUAGAUAGUUCACGAUACGGCUCAGGACGUAUGUCAGUAGAUAGUUCACAAUACGGCUCAGGACGUAUGUCAGUAGAUAGUUCACGAUACGGCUCAGGACGUAUGUCAGUAGAUAGUUCACAAUCCGGCUCAGGACGUAUGUCAGUAGAUUCUUCCAACUCACGCCAAUGGGGCUAAUAUGAUUUUGUACAUCGAGGAAUCGUAUUGUAUUUCUGAAGGAAAAUAAAAGCUUCACUAUAUUCAAA
Molecule: messenger RNA, 773 nt
Organism: Leptopilina heterotoma
Lineage: Eukaryota; Metazoa; Arthropoda; Insecta; Hymenoptera; Figitidae
Exons: 17
Coding region: 187-705 (172 amino acids)
Source: RefSeq, a predicted model, not a curated record